Messenger RNA from Haemonchus placei, 803 nucleotides. Lineage: Eukaryota; Metazoa; Nematoda; Chromadorea; Rhabditida; Trichostrongylidae. The record is from the annotation of a GenBank genome assembly.
AUGUUUAUGAGAGACUUUCUCUGUGUAACAAACCCGUCUUGGAAUUCCUAUCGUAGGGUUUCGUUGUUGUUUUCUCUGUUGUACGUAUACAUUACCGUAGCGUAUCCUGGGGAGAUACAUAGGGUCUCAUCUCUACUACAGUGCAACCAGUGCAUUGGCAGUCUUCAUCAGUUGUGCACGGAUCUUCUAUGUCGUAAAUCAAUUGGUCGAGCAUAUUUCUUGCAGGGUUGUACUCGCAUCCUACAAGUGUCAUGCUUGGGCACCAUUGAACUGCGCAACCGAUUUUGUCACUCGAUUGCCAAGCCACCUGCGUGUAGUGACCAACAUGGCGAUUGAAAACCUCUAUAGUCAGGAUAUUAUCAUCUGGCACACCAUUCCACUGUAAUUCCGAGAACCAAUCCUGGACGCUAUUUAUAGCAGACUCCGUCUUGUUGAAAUUAGUCUCUGUUAUCAUCCAUAGGUUUUGCCCCCAAUUGUCUCUUUGGGCAUACGAGUCAUGUUCGAAAUUGCACUUUUUUGCAUAUGCUGCCAUAUUUGCUUCUACUUCGCAGUCGUAUCUCACUUUUAGCAUUCGGGCUGCUUUCGGAGCAAAUCCUCCAAGUUCAUUUUUGGCCUGUCCUUUAGCAAUAAGAGAUCGAUACUCAUUCUGCUUAUCAACAAAAGCCUGCCUAAUUUCAUCGGUCAUGGGAAAUAUGCUCGACCAAUUGAUUUACGACAUAGGAGAUCCGUGCACAACUGAUGAAGACUGCCAAUGCACUAGUUGCACUUGUAGCAGAGAUGAACGACUUUGUAUUGCUCCUUAA